Messenger RNA from Dichotomopilus funicola, 498 nucleotides. RefSeq lists its product as uncharacterized. NCBI's taxonomy places the organism in Eukaryota, Fungi, Ascomycota, Sordariomycetes, Sordariales, Chaetomiaceae. The transcript is spliced from 2 exons. The record is from RefSeq and is a predicted model, not a curated record. Bases 1 to 498 code for a protein of 165 amino acids.
AUGAACGGGGAUGGAGCCCCUCCCCUAAUGGAUGGAGCCCCUCCCCUCAACGGGUUGCCGGAACAUGAAGUUCUAUAUCCCACCGACAUUACGGUAGACCCAUCCAUCAGGGCGUUCAUCUCGAGGUUUUACCAUGUCUCAGACGACCCGGACCGGAACGGGGAAUGGGCCGACUUCUUUACCGAGGACGCACUUGUCAAAAUAGGGAGCAAUGUGGCCGAGGGUACCGAGGAAAUCCAUCGACUUAGAGAGAACAUGUGGGUCAACGUCGCGACGCGCAAGCACCGGGUAGCCAAGGUAUUCCCAGCGCACUUUCCCGCCACUCCAACGGCCCCGGCGUCGAUUGACGACCCCGAAUUCAUGCUGUUCGGCACCGUCGCAUACACCCCGAGGAACAGUUCGGCGUACAUCGUGGUGGACUGGGCCGGACAUGCGCGGCUGACGCGGGAUGGGGCGGAUGCACCGUGGCGGAUGUUGGCGUAUACAGUGUAUUUUUAG